Molecule: messenger RNA, 1848 nt
Organism: Eucalyptus grandis
Lineage: Eukaryota; Viridiplantae; Streptophyta; Magnoliopsida; Myrtales; Myrtaceae
Product: probable prefoldin subunit 3
Exons: 4
Coding region: 1046-1588 (180 amino acids)
Biological process (GO): tubulin complex assembly; protein folding; microtubule-based process
Cellular component (GO): prefoldin complex; cytoplasm
Molecular function (GO): tubulin binding
Source: RefSeq, a predicted model, not a curated record
GUAAUUAGAAUGAAAGAGACUCUCCUUCUAAAAUGCUUGCUUGGCCCAUUUAUGGAAAUGAAGAAUGUCGAUGCACAUCACUAAAUAGUAAGCCUUGUUUAUGCUCUCCACGUUAGGAAAUAAUCUCAUUUAAAGGUACCAGGAACGUGCUGAUUAGGUGUUGAUUAGGUGUUGCAUCUUGCAUGUUAUACCUUAUAAAUCUUCCUCAUACUUUAUCACAUAAAAUGGUUUGUCAUUGAAAAACGUCGGUAUUAUUUCUCAUGUUGUGCAUUAGAGGCUUUCAAUUGCUUAUCUUAAAAUGAGUAGGAAUUAUCUGCAUUUAGGUUCUAUUUAGAAAGGAAUCACUUCAGCAGAUCUUUCUCAUCCUUUGAGAAAGUGCAAGAAUAUAGGAAGAGAUAUUGUUUUGCAUGUUAUUCCAGUUCAGAGCCUGGUUAAUGGUAUUGCGAAAACUGACAAAAGAAAGGUGGAGAUGUAUCUAAUUCUGGAGUUCUUUCCUUUUUUUUUUUUUUUUAAACUGUUUCACAUUGGUUGUUCUUUUUUUGGCUGAACCUUUAAUGAAGCUCAGACCUGGUAUUAGUGUCUUGUGUAUAGAACAAAAUAAACAAUUCAUUUGUUUCAUGUGCCCCUUCAUUUAAAUAUGAGAAUGCUUUCUUGCUGAUUGAAUAUUCUUCAGAAAGCAAUAGUUAUUAGAGCAAACCUCUUAGUAGAGUUAUUUACAUGAGAGUGAAUCUAACAAACUUGGGGUAAGAAGUUAGUCUUAGAAAUUGUUAACCGCGUGUGAAGUCUAAAAAGCCAUCCUUUUCCUUAAUGCAAGAUUUAAAGGCUCUCUUAUUUCUAUCUCUUGACUAAGAAAAAGACUAAGAUUUGGAUUGGGAUUCAAUUCCAUGGUCACCACAUCUUAUCUGCAUCUUUUCCAGCAUAUCCAUGUCCAAAGGAGAUCUAGUCUGAGGGCAACAUAUCGGUGGGUGAUCUGAGGAUUCUCAUUGACUUUGCCAUAGCUAGUAUCUCUUUGUAUGCACCCUUCUUGUUUUUGGUUUCUUUUUGUAUGUUGGCUAUUUGGAAACCCUCCCAGGGCAAUCACACAUGGCGAAAACUUGUGAUGCCAAAUAGUUCCAUAUGGUUUUCAUCUAAGCAGCUAAUACCCCCUGCCUUCUUUGGACAGAGUCCUUCCCUGUCUCUUUGUUACCAGCUAUAUUGCGCACUCCUUGCUGAUUUUGAAGUCUUUGAAGGCAUAUAUUCUCGAGCUCGCAUUGAAGAUACUGAUUCAGUAUGUCUAUGGCUGGGAGCAAAUGUUAUAUUGGAGUAUUCAUGUGAAGAGGCCACAACCCGUCUACAAAAGAACUUAGAAAAUGCUAAAGCAAGUUUAGAAGUUCUUGUUGCUGAUCUACAAUUCUUAAGGGAGCAAGUAACAAUCACGUGGGUUAUGAUUGCUCAUGUGUAUAAUUGGGAUGUUCACCAAAAGAGAAUCCGUCAAGCUGGUGUCCUGCCAAAGACCUUUAAAGGAGUCGUUUCAGCUCGGAUCAUGGUAGGAGAAUGCGUACUCCUGAAUGAGAGUAUGACUUUGAUCUCCCCAUUUUCGAUUAGGUGAAUGAAUUAUGUACCGCUCUGCGAUCGCAAUGGUUAAAACCGACUACGAGUGAUUUUGGUUAGGUUGAGUUAGAUUUACUGCAUUACACAAAACUUGUCAUGUAAAUGAUUUAGAUUGAGAACCUCUUGGGCUUGAGUUUUCACUUAUUGUGUGCAGUGUGCUAGUUUCGAGUUAAUGUUGGAUCCAUCAAUGUUUUGUCGUUUCAUCUUGACUAUGUAUGUUUAGUAAGAACCAAUUUAAAUUUGAAUUCGGGGGAGAAA